AUGUCGACCCCCAGUCCAGAAGAGUGGGCGCAAAUGGACACACUUGCUAAGGUGGCGGCAUGGGCAGGCCUUGCCGGAUCCAUUGGGGAUCUAAGCACUCCUCUGGGCAGCUUCCUGCGACUGCUGGGUUCCGACGGCAAGGACCACCCGCGUGUGCUGGCGGCUUUGGCAGAGGCUGAUUACGUCAAGCUGGUCAACACAUGGGUACUCAAGAUACCGGCUCCUAAUCCCAGCGAUCCUGCCAUCGAUCAGGCCCCUACGCCAAUGCAGUUGGGGCAAGUUGGGCUCCUUGGGAAGACUUGCAGAACUAUGUGCUCUUCUACAGCCGUUGCUCCUGGGCCUGCCGCUUCAAGCAGCAAACGCAGAAUCAAACUGUCUGCGGUGAUAAAUCAGGACGAUGACUACGAUGUCGACAUCCUGGACGAGUCUACCGUGGCCAAUGCUUACGCCAAGUACACAAAACGGAUCGGGGCCUUUCCCCGUCCGGAAGAGGAGUUGAGCCAGGAACAGCUCACUGGGCUGCACUCUUUGUUCAAGUCAGGCCGGGCACCUUAUGUUGACAUGGCAGUCUGGGGACCAUACCACCAUAGGCUGCAGCGCAAACGCCGGCUUAAAGGAGUCCGAUUGAACCAGUAUGGCGAGAUCCAGACACUGGAGCUGACCGGGCCUUCCGAUUUUGAGGCUUGGAGGGAAUGCUAUGCUGUGUUCAAGGUGGGCGCCAUUAUGUUCGAGGAGAUCACGCCAGCCAGAUUGGACGCCUACGAGAAGCACAUCCGCAACUACCACGAGCGCUAUGGGCGUGGCUGCUGGGCCCUGAUUUAUCAAGCAGAUGUCAGAGCCAGGCUAGAGAAUAGCGAGAGACUUCGGCGAGUCGGCAAGGACGAGCACGACAUGGCGGUGCCCACGACUUUGAUACUGGACUUACGCUUCUGGCAUGCAGAGCUGGAGGAGCCGGCCCUUUUGGUCUUGGCCAAGUCCACCAAGAUGGAGAAGAUCGUGGGUGACGACGCGCCGGUGGAGUCGCUCAAGCAGGCGGCGCCAUUGGACGGUCGAGUGGCUCAGGGCGGUGGCGCCAACAAGCGGAAGCAGCUGGGCCUUCGUGAGCACCGAGUGGGAGACGAUGGCAACCUCACGCACAACAGGCGCGGAGCUUCUUUAUGCAGUGGCUUCCAACAAGGACAGUGUCUCGAGCGAGAUCGUUGGGGCAACUGCGUCAGAGACGGGCACUCUAAACACCAGUGCGCCAAGUGCCUGGCCGAGGACCACGGUGCUGCUGUCUGCCCAUCCUCCGGACCCAAGAUGCCGCGAACCUUUAAGGGCAAGGGCAAGGGCGGCGGAGGAAGGAAAGGCGGCAAGGCUAAGAGCAGCUGA
Molecule: messenger RNA, 1371 nt
Organism: Symbiodinium pilosum
Lineage: Eukaryota; Dinophyceae; Suessiales; Symbiodiniaceae
Source: the annotation of a GenBank genome assembly